AUGAGCUCUCUCGUUCAAAGUUUUAAGAGCAAGGAGGCUCUGCCCAUGUCCAUGUCGCAAGGAGGAGGAGGAGGAGGAGGAGUCCGCAAAAGGUUGUCUUCUCUCUCUCUAAGGAUGAACAUGCGCACCCGUGAACAGCCCAUCCUCUCCUCAUGGGCAUUUCGCCGGUCGGCCGACAAUUCCAUUCGGAAAUGGUGGGACUGGGGAUUGGGUUGGAUCAUGUCCAAGAAGCUCACAUUUGCCAAGGAUCUGGAAAUGAGCGAAGAGGAGAAAGCCGUAUUGGGAUGCAACAGCAAGGGCACCUGGAUCCACGUAUUUUACAAAGUAAGGUCGGAGCUGCGGAGGCUCGUGCGGCAACAAUGUCGGUCUGCCUCAAACCUUCCGCUAUGA
Messenger RNA from Capsicum annuum, 390 nucleotides. RefSeq lists its product as uncharacterized. The transcript has a single exon. The record is from RefSeq and is a predicted model, not a curated record. The coding region runs from base 1 to 390 and encodes 129 amino acids. NCBI's taxonomy places the organism in Eukaryota, Viridiplantae, Streptophyta, Magnoliopsida, Solanales, Solanaceae.